AGAAAAAAUUUUUUAACAUUGAAGAGAAGUAUUUUGUAGAUUUGCCAAUGAAUAUGUUUUUUGAUAUAGAAGCAUACGAAGAUGAAUUGAAAGCUAACCAAGAGUUCAGAACUGAUACGAAAAUAUACAUGCAACAACUCAUUGAAGAAGAUUAUUCAUUACCAAAUUGUACACGAAAAAUCUUGAGGGCAUUUUUUACUCAAAAAAUAGCAAUGAAACUGACAUUAACAAGAAAAAGAAAUAAAAAAAUUGUGAUGUCAGAUGACUUGCCUCAUUUAAAAGGCUGUAUUUUGGAUGUAUUAAGCAAAAAAUUUAAAAGUUUGAGUAAUAUCAAAGACCGAUGUUUAACUAUAUUGAGCCAGUGCCUUACACGAGCCUCAGACUGGGACAAUCAUCGCAGAGAAGAAAAAAAAAAAAAUAAUGGAAAAUCUUUGGCGGAUUAUGUUGCUGAGGAACUAAGGGAAGAGGACAUUUAG
Molecule: messenger RNA, 476 nt
Organism: Aphidius gifuensis
Lineage: Eukaryota; Metazoa; Arthropoda; Insecta; Hymenoptera; Braconidae
Exons: 3
Coding region: 48-476 (142 amino acids)
Source: RefSeq, a predicted model, not a curated record